AUGGCUCAGCGUCUCACUUACCGCCGCCGUUUGUCGUACAACACCAAGUCCAACAGGACUCGCGUCGUCAAGACCCCCGGUGGUCGCUUGACUUGGCUCUAUGAGAAGAAGCCCGGUACCGCCCCCAAGUGCGGUGACUGUGGUGUCGCUCUUCCCGGUGUCCCCGCUCUCCGCCCCACCGAGUACGCUCGCAUCUCCCGCCGCCAGAAGACCGUCAACCGUGCCUACGGUGGUUCCCGCUGCGCCAACUGCGUCCGUGACAGAAUCGUCCGCGCUUUCUUGAUCGAGGAGCAGAAGAUCGUCAAGAAGGUCAUCAAGGCCCAGGCUAAGUCCGCCAAGCCCGCCAAGAAGUCCUCCAAGUAA
Linnemannia hyalina is the source of this 363-nucleotide messenger RNA. Lineage: Eukaryota; Fungi; Mortierellomycota; Mortierellomycetes; Mortierellales; Mortierellaceae. The record is from the annotation of a GenBank genome assembly.